UCUGAGCUGCCAGUGACACAGGCUCCAGCACUGUGUGACACACACAUUGUUUGGUGGUGGUGAAAAAGAGAUGAGCUUAGUCAUACCGAAGGCCCAUAUGAGAAGCACAUGUGUAUAUGCAGACACAGACACAUCAGGAGGCUCGAGCAACAAACCACACCAGAAGAAAGAACCAGUGAUCAACCUGAGUGGAUUAACAUCAAUAUCCUGUCGUGUGGAAUAAUUUCCAUGACCUCCUGCAACUGUUAAUGAUGUGAUUUUGUUUUCCUUCAAAAUCAUAACAAACACAGAGGUCAAAGGUCAUUUCUUAAAAGAAGAAAAGCUGACAUCAGGGUCAAUAUCCUCUUUAGUCUGAAGAAGAGGUCCUGAAGAUUAGUGUUUCGGCUGGUCCUAAAUGCUAAUUUAAUACUCCUGUUGACACAGCUGGGUAUGUGCCACAGAAAUUUGUGCCAUUCCUAAUUCCGAAAAUAACACAGAAUAAGUGAUUACCAGGCAGUAAAAGAUAUGGAUAUUUUUGGAGGUGCUCCACGUGUUCUUGGAUACCCUCGUCCAGUUCUGGUGAAAUGUGGAACAGAUGCUGUGCUUAAAUGUCAGAUUGGUGGAGAUCCCCAACCAGAUGUGGUUUGGGAGCGGAAAAAUGAGCCUAUUCUUCCUGAGGGUCGUUACCGAAUUACCCAAGAUGGCAAGGUGUACACCCUUUACAUCUCUGGGGUGACAAUGGAAGAUGCUGGACAGUAUAUUUGCAAAGCCAAGAACAAUAUUGGGGAAACAUACGCAGCUGCUACCCUUAAAGUCGAAGAAGAGCUUCAAGAGCUCCAGCAAACACAGCCACUCCCGCCACCACCACCACAAAAUGAAGUAAAAGUGAUUCCACCAGAACAAGAAAUCAAAAUGAUGAUUCAACAACAGGACAGGGUGGUACAGAAAGCAGACCCAUUUCAAGACAACAAGCCUCGAUUUCUUAUCAAACCUCUUUCUCUAAGAGUAGACCGAGGAGAAGAUGCUGCCUUCUCCUGCAAGCUCUCAGGUGAUCCUUUGCCUCAGGUGGUUUGGGAGAAAGAUGGUAAGCAGUUGAAUGAGAUCUAUGAGAGUGCCCACUACCAUGUGGGACAGCAAGAUGGUGGCUGGUUCCAGCUGAAGAUUUUCAGAACAAGAGCACCAGAUGGAGGAGUCUACAUGUGCAAAGCAGUCAACAAGUAUGGAGAAGCGAUGACCGGGGCAGUGCUCCUGGUAGAGCCCAUUCCAGAACAAAGAGAGGGAAGCAUGACAAACGGCUACACCAAUGGUCAUUACUCACCACAGCAUUCGAGGGCCAAACAAUCAAAAGAGCCUCACCUGAAUAUGUCCAAAGCUAAGAAGUUCACUGUCACAGAAGGCAAGCAUGCUAAAUUCCGUUGCUAUGUCACAGGAAAGCCUAAGCCAGAGAUUGUAUGGAAGAAAAAUGGAGAGAUUAUUGUGCCGAGUCGAAGACAUCUAAUUUUUGAGGAUAGAGAGGGAUAUUACACCCUUAAAGUACUGUACUGUAAGCAGCAGGAUACGGGACUCUACAUAUGUGCUGCUUCAAACGCACUGGGAAACACUCUGAGCGCUGUGCAACUGUCAGUUAAAGGGCCUCCAGUCCGUUUUAAGCGAGCUCUACAAGAUGCAGAGGUCAAGGAGAGGGAUGUUGCUGUUCUGGAAUGUGAGGUUCCGGAAGAGUCCAUUUCCGCAGCAUGGUACCUGGAGGAUCAGAGGCUGCAGCCAGGAAACAAGUAUAACAUGGAACAGAAGGGCACACGGAGAAGACUAACCAUACAAAAUGUUGGGGCUGAUGAUGAUGGAGUUUAUCUGUGUGAGAUGCCUGACGGUGGAAAGACAAUUGCAGAACUGGCAGUUAAAGGUACGAUUGUGAAGAAACUUCCGCGGAGGUUAGAAGUGAUGGAAGGAGAGAAUGCAGCAUUCUUUGUGGAGGUGGAACAAGAUGAGAUGGAAUAUCUGUGGUUUAAAGACGGUCUGCAGUUGCAAGAAACACAUCAAACCAUUGUCAAGUCUUUCGGCAAAACCCACAUCCUGGUCUUUGUCAACACAUCAUAUCAAGACUCUGGCACAAUCACCUUUAUGGCAGGCAGAUCAACAACAAGCUCCAAACUCAGGGUCAAAACUGCCCGACACUGCCCGCCCAUCUGCCCUGUGAGCGUCCAAAUGAAAACUGACAGUGUAAAUGGUGCCGUCCUUUCCUGGUCACCAUCACCUAACUUGCAAAACUCCACCACUAAGUCAGUGUAUGUGUUAGAACGACAGGAGGUGGGCUCUCAGGAAUGGCAGCGAUGCCUGACAACAGAGACGGGCACUUCUGCUGAAGUCCUGGGUGACAGUGUGCCAUGUGAGGGUGAUUACCGUUUCCGUAUCUGCUGUGUUAAUAAAUAUGGCAGAAGUGGACAUGUGGAGUUCCCCAAAGUAGUACAUCUGGUUCCAGGUCCAAAGAUCAAAACCCCGCUGAAGAACGCUGUAGUGACUGCAGGGGAGGACGCUGUGUUCUCCAUUGAGCUCUCUGCUAACUUGAUUGGCACAUGGUUCCUGAAUAGCCAGCAGCUGCAGGAUAGUGAACGCUUCUCCAUGACUCAGUCAAAGAACCAACACAUCCUGCGAAUUCACCAAGUGCCAAAUGUGUAUGAUGGAGCUGAAAUCACCUUUAUUGCCACUGGCGUACGAGAUUCAGCGGCCCUACAAAUUAAAGUUCCUGAGGUAAAAUUUUUACCAUUGUCAGAGAUGGACACCAAGAAGAGCGCUGAAGUGGGAAAUCCCAUUGUGUUGUACUGUGAAGUUUCCCACCCCACAGCCACCGUUCAGUGGUUCAAAGACGGACAGGAGCUUCAUGUAGAGGAGGGUCUGAAUAUCCAAUCGGAUGGCAACAUGAGGAGGAUCGUCAUUCAAUCAGCAGAGUACUCUCAUUCUGGAGUGUACACCUGUCAAUCAAACAAUGACAUACUCACAUUUAAUGUGAAUGUUGAAGCCCCCCCUGUGUCAUUUAAAGAGAUUACGCAGGAUGAGAGGCAGAAAAGCGCUAUGGAACUGGACCCUGUGGUCCUGACGUGUGAACUUUCCCGACCAGAUGCACCUGCCUGCUGGUUUAAAGAUGGAGUUGCGAUUCUUCAGUCAGAAAACAUCACCAUCCAGUCUGACGGCUCCAUGAAAAGACUCAUAAUCCGUUCAGCGGGGCUGGAAGACGCUGGGACGUAUACUUGCCAAGCAGGCGAUCAAUCCAUGUCGUUUUCCGUCAACAUUAAAGAACCUCCGGUUACAAUUGUGGACCCAAAAGAUGACAUCCACAUGGAGCGUUAUGUCUCUGAGGAGAUCGUCCUGAACUGUGAGCUCUCUCGGUCCAGUGGAGAGGCUCACUGGUUUAAAGAUGGCCUAAAACUCCAGGAAAGUGAGAAUGUCCGAAUCAGUGCUGAAGGCCCGUACAGGAGGGUAACCAUUCUCUGCGCUUCCAAACGGGAUUCUGGAGAGUAUGUAUGUGACGCAGGAGGUGACUCCAUUUUCUUUCAGCUCAUUAUUGCGGAGGCUCCGGUCCGCAUCGUGUCUCCCCGUGAGUCCGAGGUCGAGGUGUGUAUACUGAGCUCUGAAAGGCUGGUCCUGAGCUGUGAGAUUUCAAAAGCAGACGCAGAAGUCUGCUGGUUUUGUGAUGGCAUGGAGGUGGAUGAGAAUGAUAACUUGAAACUAGAGGAUGAUGGGAUUUACCACAGGCUGGUGAUUCCCUCUGCUACAAUAGAUGAUUCUGCAGAAUACGUGUGCGAGACGGCAGAUGACUCGGUCACAUUUUGGGUGAAAAUAGAAGAGCCCCCUGUUAAACUUUCUUGCUCCAAGGAGACAGGCGGCAUUACAGAGAGUUUUGCUGGUGACCCAGUAGUGCUGGAGCUGGAGGUUUCUCGUGAUAAUGCAGAGGUGUGCUGGAUGAAAGAUGGAGUGAAGGUGGACGAGAGCAGCAACAUCACAGUUACUGAGAAUGGCCUCGUACGCAAGCUAACUAUCCAUUCUCCAUCUCUGAGGGAUUCUGGGAUAUACACCUGCAAUGCCAUUGAUGACACAAUGGAUUUUAAAGUCAAAAUUACUGAGGCACCGGUAAAAAUCCUGAAUAGAGAACAGAUCAAAAAUGAGCACAAGGUUGUGUUAUAUGAUGACUUUGUAUUGGAGUGUGAGCUCUCUUCAGCCAAUGCUGUCGUCAAUUGGUAUAAAAACGGCAGCCCUAUUGAGGAGAAUGAGCGCUUCUGUUUUGAGGAGGAAGGAGCCUUCAGAUCCCUGGUCAUUCUCUGUGCGGAGCUGCAGGACUCUGGAGAAUAUAUCCUUGAUGCUAAAGAUGACACAGUUUCAUUUCAUGUCACAGUACAAGAGCCGUCAGUGAAGAUCAUUGGCAAUUCUGGUGAUCCCGAUUAUCAGGAGAUGGUGACAGGAGAUGAGCUCAUCUUAGCUUGUGAGGUUUCUCGAGCCAACGCACCAGUUACGUGGCUAUUCAAUGAUAAACCGCUGGUCCCCGAUGAGCGCACGUGUAUUGAAAUCCAUGGAACACUCCGGAAACUGACCUUAUCCAACAUCCUCCUUUCUGACUCCGGGAAAUACAUGUGUGAUGCUGUUGAUGACAAAAUGAUAACUGUUGUUAAAGUUCAAGAGCCUCCCGUUGAGUUCCUUAACAAAGAAGAGGUGAAUUUGGUCUCUGGUUAUGAAGCUGAGGCUGUCACUUUUACUGCCAUGGUUUCCAGACCCAACGCCCAAGUGCGGUGGCUUAAAGACUGGACUCAAGUCAGUGGAGAACGUUUCCAUAUUUCCAGCCUGGGCCUGACCCGCACUUUCACCAUUGACCCAUUAAAGAAGCUUGACAGUGGAGAGUACACAUGUGAUGCAAACACAGAUGAAAUGCACUUCAGUCUCCUGGUCAAAGAUAUGCGUAUUAAAUUUGUGAAGCCACUGGUUGAUACGGUGGCCCAUAAAGAUGGUAUGAUCACACUAUGCUGUGAGCUAUGCAAAGCCAAAGCAGAUGUCCAGUGGAUGAAGGAUGGAGUGGAGAUCAUUCCCAGCCGUCGCUUCUCUAUCCGUGCCAACGGGACAGAGAGGACUCUCACAAUCCAUCGUAUCACCAAAGAAGAUGCCGGAGAGUAUGCUUGUGAGUCCAAAGAUGACUGCACCAGCGCCAGAGUAAGGGUGGAAUUGCCUCGUGUGGUGGAGUUCCUCACAGAGCUUCACAAUACCACAGUCAUGGAGGGUGAGGAUGCUACCUUUAAGUGCGUGGUCUCUCCUGAUGAUGUUCAGUUGGUCUGGCUCAUGGAUGGAGAGCCCAUCAAACCCAGUGAUCGCUUCCAAAUUGAACAGAACAGUCUCUGCCAUACUCUGAUUAUUCGGAAGGUCCAGCUGCUGGAUUCCUCCCGGAUCACCGCAGAGGCUGAGGGAAUCAUUUCUAAAGCCAGCCUCAAGGUCCAGGAGGCACAGGUGUUGUUUACGAAGAGAAUGGAGGCCGUGAUGGCUGAGGAGUUUGGAGAGGCUACAUUAGAGACGGAAGUGAGUCUGGAGUCUGGAGAGGUGCAGUGGAUGAGACAGGGGGUGGUGAUCCAGCCCGGACCCAGACAUAAACUCACCCAGGAUGGCUGUAAACGUAUCUUGACCAUCAGUAACCUCAGUCUGUCUGAUAGAGGGACCUAUCGCUGUGAGACCCUCCAUGAUCGUGCGCAGGUCAAGCUCAACGUGGAGCCGAGGAAGAUUGUCAUACGCAAGGGGCUGAUGGACAUUGAGACCUUUGAGAGAGAGACGGCGUCCUUCGAGGUGGAGCUUUCUCAUACUGAUGUGGAGGGUGUGUGGCAAAAAGAUGGUCUGCGUGUCAAACCCAGUAACAACUGGCGUGUUAGUUCCAACGGACGAGUGCACGGCCUCACUCUCUCCAACCUCACAUUAGAGGACACGGGAAACAUUGUCUUCUCUGCAGAAGGUCUGAGAACUACUGCCAGACUGGUAGUCAAAGAAACACCAGUAAUGAUCAUUAAGAAGCUGUCCGAUGUCAGAGUUGAGGAGGAAUCUUCAGUCAUUUUGGAGUGUGAGCUGUCUAGACCAAAUGUGGAUGUCAGAUGGCAGAAGAACGGGUUGGAGCUGAAAUCCAACAAGACUUUGAGGAUUUAUUCAAUGGGACGUAAGCGCUGUUUACAGAUCCUGGAGUGCAGCAUCAGUGACUCGGGCCUUUACACUUGUGAAAUAGGUGACCUCAGCACUUCCUGUAAACUUGAGGUCUAUGAACAUGAAUUGGAGGUCAUAACUGGCUUGGAGGAUCUUUGGAUUAAGGAGGACCAGAAUGCAGUCUUUAUGUGUGAGCUGUCCAUGGAAGAUAUGCCUGGGGAAUGGUACAAAAAUGGCAGCAGGAUACGUCCCACCAGCACCAUCAAGACUCGUACAGAGGGGACAAAACACUUCCUGCUUAUAUGCAACGUCAAGGCUGAGGAUUCAGGCGAAAUCAAGUUUGUUUCCAAACAAGUGGAGUCAGUUGCUUAUCUUGAGGUUGAAGAGCUUCCUGUUAGCAUUGUCCGUCACCUCAGGGAUCGAACAGCGCUGGAAAAACAUAGAGUCAUUCUAGAAUGCACCGUAUCAUCCCCAAAUUGUGACGUCACCUGGUACAAAGGGGAAGAAGAGUUGGAAUCCACAGAACACAUGGAGAUAAUACAAGAAGGCUGUUACCAUAAACUUGUCAUCCAGCAGGUGGCGCUGGAGGAUGAAGGAACCUACAGUAUUGAGGUUGGGGAGCACACAUCCACAGCCAAGCUGAUGGUUGAAGCCCAGUCUAUCCUAGUGGUGAAGGAUAUAGAAGAUGUGGAAGUGACAGCUCCUGAAACAGCUUGCUUCCAGUGUGAAGUGUCCGUGACCCUCAUCAAGCCUCCCGUCUGGACACUGAAUGGAGAGACCCUGCAGUCAGGGCCCAAUGUUCGCAUAGAGAACCAAGGGACUGUCCAUAAACUGACAUUCAAAAACACCAGCUCUGACAUGAGUGGGACAGUCAAGUUUACCACGGGGAAAGCCAAGACUAGUGCCAAACUGAGCGUGCUUUAGUGAGUUAUCAAAGGUUUCGCACUUGAGAACAGUAUAAAAGACAGGGAAGUAGUAUACAAAUGGACGUGUGAUCAUAUCCAGCAAAUUAAAGUAAUGCUCUUUGACCCUUUUAACCUUGUUUACCUCAAAGUUCAAAAGUGAGACUGUAAUGGCGAUAUCAAAAGAGAUGUAGACUGGCCACUGCACAGAUUUACUCCUGAAAGGAUUGAUAUUUAAGAAAAAAAGUCAUAAUUUAAACCUGAUGAUUGUGGAGUCUGGAACAGAAUGAUAGGAAGCAAAUGUCAUUGUAAAAUCAAUGUGGACUGUGAAAGUGUAUGAAGAGAUGCACCUGAGGAUUUCCUCUUUAUGCCAAGUUUUUUUCUAGUAGAACCAAACAAUAAUUUAUGAAUGUAACACAACUCUCUCAUGAAUGUUGAUAAAGAGGAAAAUGUUGUGUGUUAUGUGGAUGGAACACUUUUUAUAGUAUUUAUAAUCUUUAAUAUUUUACAGAAAAAUAAAAGACAGAAGGUUCUAUUUUACAGAUGCAAAAAAUGUAGUUUAUUUAAAAUUUGAAAUAAUGUGUUAAACGAAAACUACACUUAUAUCAAAGCUAAUAUGUUAUAUGAAACCAUGCCAGGGUACUAACUGUGCUGCAAAUGUGAUAUCCCAUAAAUAUAAUAAUUAAAAAAGUCAGAAGAU
This is a messenger RNA of Megalobrama amblycephala (Wuchang bream), 7737 nucleotides long. It is a transcript of the gene obsl1a, whose product is annotated as obscurin like cytoskeletal adaptor 1a. Gene Ontology annotation, molecular function: protein binding. The record is from RefSeq and is a predicted model, not a curated record. NCBI's taxonomy places the organism in Eukaryota, Metazoa, Chordata, Actinopteri, Cypriniformes, Xenocyprididae.